Molecule: messenger RNA, 1282 nt
Organism: Dinoponera quadriceps
Lineage: Eukaryota; Metazoa; Arthropoda; Insecta; Hymenoptera; Formicidae
Product: U5 small nuclear ribonucleoprotein 40 kDa protein
Exons: 6
Coding region: 103-1152 (349 amino acids)
Cellular component (GO): catalytic step 2 spliceosome
Molecular function (GO): protein binding; RNA binding
Source: RefSeq, a predicted model, not a curated record
CUUUGAUGUUGAACGACGCGAGACGGACAACGGUGUUGACGAGGUGCCGACGAAUAAACCCGUGCGAGUGUUUUCUGUUUUGUCGCGAUAAUAUCAUUCAACAUGCCAAUCUUGGAUAAGAGAAAAGGGGACGAUAUCCUGGCGCUGGUUCCUGCGUCGAAAAGAACGAAAAAUGAGGUGGUGUUCAGCAGCAGAGAGAAGGCGGUCGUGCAAAGCGGUCCGCCACGAACGUCCUCCCUAACGGCGAUGAUAAUGUUGCUCGAGGGACACCAAGGAGACAUUUUUUCCCUCGAGUUUCAUCCGGAGGGUCAAUAUCUCGCGUCAACGGGCUUCGACCGGCAGAUCUUUAUGUGGAAUGUUUACGGAGAAUGCGAAAACAUCGCCGUCAUGUCCGGACACAGUGGAGCCGUGAUGGAGUUGCACUUCAGUCCGGACGGCAAUCAUCUUUACACAGCCAGCACGGACAUGACGCUAGGUUUGUGGGACAUAGUGGCUGGGACACGUAUCAAGAAGUUGAAGGGUCACACUCUGUUUGUGAAUUCUGUGUCUGGCGCAAGGAGAGGGCCCACACUGCUAUGUUCAGGUAGCGACGACAGCACGAUACGUGUCUGGGAUCCGAGGAAACGCGGCCAAUGUUACACGUUGAAUAACACGUAUCAGGUGACUGCGGUAACGUUCAACGACACAGCGGAGCAAGUGAUCAGUGGUGGUAUCGACAACGACAUAAAGGUGUGGGAUCUCAGGAAAAAUGCGGUGCUCUAUAAGCUGAAAGGACACACCGACACAAUCACGGGACUGAGUCUCAGUCCGGACGGCUCGUAUGUACUCUCCAACGCCAUGGACAAUACAUUGAAGAUAUGGGACGUGAGGCCAUUUGCGCCCUUCGAACGUUGCGUGAAGAUAUUGUCCGGACACCAGCACAAUUUUGAGAAGAAUCUUCUGAGAUGCGCGUGGUCGCCAGACGGUAGUAAAGUGUCGGCGGGCUCGUCGGACCGAUUCCAUUACAUCUGGGACACCACGAGUCGUAGGAUCCUGUACAAAUUGCCGGGACACAAUGGAUCCGUGAACGACAUCGAUUUCCACCCGAAGGAGCCCAUAGUUUGUUCCGGAUCCAGCGAUAAGCAAAUCUACCUAGGCGAAAUUGAGGCGUGAUAACGCCAACGUUCGCUCUUGUUUGUAAUCAUUCGUAGCUGUAAGCAAAACUACCUUGUGGACUGUCAUCAUUCGCAAUAUACAUUCGAACAUCGCUGUUGAUGAUUUUGCAAUAUAAUUAUUUAUUUCA